AGGGCAAAUUCCAUUUUAAUUAAAGGUUCACUUUAUUUUGUCUUGUCCAUAAAAAUUAAUACGAUAUCCUAACAUGAAUCUCAGGGACCUACGAUUAAUAUCACUUUCAAAUUAGGACUAAAAGAAAGAAAAUCCUAUUUGCAUCUCUGUAUUGAGUGACUUCAGAAUCGCUGGCAGCUGUAGCGUUAUUGACAGGUAAAAAAAAGUACGGAAAAAGACGUACGGUACACAAGACACUUGAAACUCUUCUACCAAGCAGCUUAUGGCGUUAUGACAGCAGCAUACUAUCGACAAGGUUAGAUGCCAAGUUGAUCGAGUGUGCGACUAAACAAAGAAAAAAAAACCAUCGAAGAAAGCUGAAAUUUUCAGCCAUGGCAACGACGGAAAUUAAAUGAGCGGGAGGACCCACGGAGUGGAUACUGGAAAUAUCGACUUUGUAAACGUAUUUUCACCGGCAAUAUUGACGGGGAGUUAAUUGGCUGCGGACUGAAAGUGGAGCAAAUUUUUCAUCUAACGUUGACAUGAAUGUGAGUAGCUGGAAAGCUGCAAGAGACUUGGAACAGCGACCGGCGUACCUCGUCGUAAUCGAGGCAAUUGUAUUGGGAUUUAUUUUUCUUGCGUCAACUAUUGGCAAUAUUUUCGCGUGUUUUAUUAUGCACACAAGUCCUCGCCUUCGAACAUGGCAUAAUCUGCUGCUUCUAAACGUGAUCGUAGUCGAUUUACUAGCAACUCUAUUUUGCGUACCGUUCGGGUUAGUUGUGUUGAUAACGGGAAGAUGGAUCGGCGGAGACCUUCUUUGUUCGUUCGUGGCGUACAUAUCAUGCGUUCUUCUGACAGUGUCAAUAGUAACUCUGGCAACCAUAAGCGUCAGCCGAUAUUUCUUGAUAACGAACCUUUCAAAGUACAUGAGCGUUUUUAAGAAGAAAAAUAUCGCGUGGAUGCUUGUCGCUAUCUGGACCUUGGCCUUGUUUUCCGCUUUUCCGCCUUUGGUCGGAGGCGGCGAUUUUAUCUUCCUGCCCGGAAACGCAAUGUGUUUUGUGUAUUUUGGUUCAAGUUUGCCCUACGCUGCAGUUUUCACCCUUUUAGUGAUCGGAUUGCCUGUUGUGGUUAUCAUUGCUUGCUUUGUGAAAGUGAGGGACCUGAUCAAAGUAAACAAACGUAUGAGAUCGUUGCCGUCCGUAACUUCCAUCGCGUCGGAAGAAAUCGACUCAGCGAAGACACUGUUUUCUGUGGUUGUUAUGGUACUGCUAUGCUGGUUUCCGAUGCUGUUGUUCUUUCUGCUCGCAGCUGGAGGGGUAGAGAUGCCCAGACAGGCUUCCUUAAUGGCCACCUAUGCAGUAUUUUUGACCUGUGCGCUAAAACCUGUUAUCUAUUUCUGCAUGAAGAAGCAAUUUCGCGCGGGUUUUCUUGUUGUGCUGAGCAAACUUCUCCCCGGCCUCCACAAGAGGAGGCGGAGAAAUCGUGUUGGCCACACCUCAGUUAAGGUCACUAGGGCAGAAAGAAAUCAGUUGUAUAGCCGUAACGGGCGAUGCGACCAGUUUAGCCUCAAGCAGGAAUCGAGCGAAUUUGAAGAGACCAGGAAGAUAUAAGACGGUCAACUAACAUUUAUUAUUAAACUGAAAGUUUAUUUCCAAGACCAUUAGGACAGCAAAAUUAAAAUCCUUAGCGAAAAAGUGGACUUAACCAAUAAAAUACUGCCUAAAAUACUGUCGUUUCCAAUCGUAGCCGAAAGCUAUUUCAGUUUAGUGAUCAAUAAAAAAAGCCCAUUGGAAAAAACACUUUUUACGGCUCAAAUUAGAGCUAGGUAAUUUAUGUCAUUUUUUUUUUCAAAAGCAGCUCAAGCUGACAGGACGGUAGCUCAGGGCAAACCUGAAAACAGAUUGUUGGUUAAAUUAAAUUCGUGAGAACAAAGGGCGAAGCAAUAAUAGAAGAUUUUUGUCACACGAAGGAAGGAAAUGACAGCACGCGUUUUAAUACUUAGUUUGGCCUUUGCAUGCAUGAAACGAAAAUAAGUUGCCAGCGGCAAUGUGUUGCCAUUUGGAGGAAGGAAGGAUUUCGAUUUUUACUUAAUUUCGUCACUCUUUUUUUUUAUUUUUAUUUUGAAUCUCUCUGGUCGGAGGAAAACAUUUCGUUUUUCGUUUCCCUACAUUUAAUAGGUUUUGACUUCUCCGCCUAUAAUCUAUCUCCAUUGAGCGCAAACAUAUGUGAAAAAAAAAA
Orbicella faveolata is the source of this 2217-nucleotide messenger RNA. RefSeq names its product RYamide receptor-like. Gene Ontology annotation, cellular component: membrane. The record is from RefSeq and is a predicted model, not a curated record. Gene Ontology annotation, biological process: G protein-coupled receptor signaling pathway. Gene Ontology annotation, molecular function: G protein-coupled receptor activity. NCBI's taxonomy places the organism in Eukaryota, Metazoa, Cnidaria, Anthozoa, Scleractinia, Merulinidae.